AUGUCUAAAGACAUUCCGCGUGAACCCGAGCAGCUUCGCAAACUGUUUAUCGGGGGAUUGAGCUUUGAAACCACAGAUGAUAGUUUGCGGGCCCAUUUCGAACAAUGGGGGAGUCUCACUGACUGUGUGGUCAUGAGAGACACAAACAACAGGAGAUCCAGGGGUUUUGGCUUUGUCACCUACUCAUCGGUACAGGAGGUUGAUGCUGCCAUGGCUGCACGUCCGCAUAAGGUGGAUGGAAGAGUGGUUGAACCCAAACGUGCCGUCUCCAGAGAGGAUUCCAACCGACCAGGCGCUCAUGUAACGGUGAAGAAAAUAUUUGUCGGCGGUAUUAAAGAAGACACUGAGGAAUCGCAUAUGCGUGACUACUUCCAACAAUUUGGCAAGAUUGAGGCCAUUGAAAUUAUGAAUGACCGCAAUACAGGGAGGAAGAGGGGCUUUGCUUUUGUAACUUUUGAUGAUCAUGAUGCAGUUGACAGAAUCGUCAUCCAGAAAUACCACACCGUUAAUGCCCACAACUGCGAAGUUAGAAAGGCUCUCCCGCGACAGGAUAUGCAAUCGUCAGGAAUGAGAGGAGGAUUUUCAGGUGGACGAAGUGGUGGUGGUGGCGGCGGUGGUGGCAGACCUUAUGAUUAUGACCGGGGCUUUAACCAGGGUAGCCGGGGUAGAUAUCAAGACAACCAUUAUAAUGGCAAUGGAAGAGAUGACUAUGGAGGUGGCCCCGGGGGAUAUAACAAUAGCGGAAACCGUGGUUAUAACCAGGGCUACAACCAGGGAGGUGGCGGUGGAAAUUAUGGUGGAAAUAGCUAUGACAGCAACGGUUACGGCAACUGUGGCGGAAGUGGUGGCAGUGGCAACUACAGCUUGGGUCACUAUGACUCCCAGUCCUCUAACUUUGGCCCAAUGAAGAGCAGCUUUGGUGGUGGUGGUGGUGGCGGCGGUGGUGGCAGGAACUAUGGAGGCUAUGGUGGAAGCUCGAACAGUGGCUACGGUCGUCAAGGGCGGUUUUGA
Nerophis lumbriciformis (worm pipefish) is the source of this 1011-nucleotide messenger RNA. NCBI's taxonomy places the organism in Eukaryota, Metazoa, Chordata, Actinopteri, Syngnathiformes, Syngnathidae. The record is from RefSeq and is a predicted model, not a curated record.